Messenger RNA from Diachasmimorpha longicaudata, 2025 nucleotides. Its product is annotated as RNA/RNP complex-1-interacting phosphatase. The coding region runs from base 120 to 1268 and encodes 382 amino acids. Gene Ontology annotation, molecular function: protein tyrosine/serine/threonine phosphatase activity; polynucleotide 5'-phosphatase activity. NCBI's taxonomy places the organism in Eukaryota, Metazoa, Arthropoda, Insecta, Hymenoptera, Braconidae. The transcript is spliced from 8 exons. Gene Ontology annotation, biological process: protein dephosphorylation. The record is from RefSeq and is a predicted model, not a curated record.
CAGUCGGCAGUCGCCUACGUGUGUUCUUGCUGUAUUCAGGUCUCUGCCAAUCUGUGCGUUAUUCAUUAACAAUUGUUUAUUAACUUGUGAUAAAGUGAUUUUAAGAGUCAGUGUGUGAAAUGAAGGCCAUUCCGGACAGGUGGCUCCAAUAUAAGCCGUAUGGGACAGUCAUCGAGAAUACCAAAUUUCUGCCGUUCAAAGUGCCCCUCAAAACGACGAUAAAGGUGCCACCAAACCAAGAAUUCACAAUUCCAGUGCUGUUGAGGGCAUUUCCGAAGCUCAAGUUCGUCAUCGAUUUGACCAACACAACGAGAUACUACAGUACUAAUGACUUUACGACGAGGAACGUUGGCUAUUUGAAAAUCAUGGUGCCGGGUCAACAGGUGCCGCCUAAAUCCUGUGAAAUCAAGUUUUUCAAGGCAGUCGACAAAUUCCUCGCGACGGCGAAAGAUGAUGAAGUCAUCGGAGUCCACUGUACACACGGGCUCAAUCGAACGGGCUACCUCAUCUGCAGGUACAUGGUGGAGAGACUUGGCUGGGCCGCCGAUGAUGCAGUGAAAGCGUUUCAAGUGGCACGAGGCCACCCCAUCGAACGUCAGGCAUACAUCGAUGAACUUCCGUCAUCAUCGAUAAAAAAUAUUGAUUCAUCUCUGAUGAAUCGGUCGCUCCAAGCGACUUCUUCCACGGGGAAAUUGGAAUCUCAACGUCCCCGUGUGAUCGAAAACUGGCGCCAUUAUCCCCCCCCAGAUCCGGGAUUCCCUUCCCGUAUGGGUCCCCGGUGGCAGAGGAACGGUCGGGAAAUCGCACCCCCACCGUUCCCUCCACCCCUAAUGGGUGCACUGCCGAUCCCGGGCCAUGGAUUCCCGAUGGCUGGGCCAAGGCCCGACGUGUACCGAACGCCCGAACUCGAGCGUAACGCGUAUCGAGGGCCCGAUCCCAGGCCCAAUGCGCACAGAAUACCAUCGGUACAUCCUCAUGGAUCUUUCGAUCACACGGCCUGUCCACCUAGACCAGUUUAUCCGGGCGCGAGGUCGUCGAUGAACAAUCAUCAGGCCCACGCCCGGCCGACCUCUGGAAAUGGCUUCGUCAACGGUGCAAGGAAUUCGAAGCUUAGACACAGUCAUAGACACAGGUACCAUCCACAGGGGUCCGGCAUCAGCAGGGAGGACGAUUUCAGGAACGACACCUUCAAUGAUAAUUUCCGUCGGCGUAAUGAUAGGGUGAUACGCAUGGAGCGGAGACAACCUAGCCGAUUUAGUGAUAGAUAAUUUAGUUAGUUAGUUGAUAUAAAAAUUUUAAGAAUGAUUGAUUGAUCAAUCCAUUAAAAAUUCAAAACAGCCAGCUAAGUUAAUUGAAAAUUCACGAUUUAAUUUUAAAACUUUGCUAAGAAGUUUCUACGACAAUGAAAAUGGCCGAAAUUUUUCAGGUAAUCAGUGGGAAAUUAACAGGGAGUCUAGUCGAUUUUGUAGAACUCAGUGAAAUUUUAUUGAGAGAUUGUGGGGAAUUUGGGAAAGUACAGGAGGAAUGAAUUUGGGGUGUUUUUUUUUAUUGUUAAGGUUUUUUCGCCUCACUCGAUCUUUAUUUUUGGAAGUCUUGGGAGUUGCAUAUAUUGGAGGGAAAUUACUCCGGGUGUUUUUUGCCGUUGUAUAUUUCAGUACAAAUCAUUGAAUUGUUUAUAAACCAGUGGUCUAGGGGGAGCUGUUGCAAUACGAACGAUAUAUUCGAAUAUUUUUGCAUUGAAUCAUUGGUUAUAGAAAUAAUUACGUAUAAGAUAUUUUUUUAUUUUAUACCAGGCCAAGAAAUAUUGCGAACCAUUUUUUCGCAUAUGAUUUUACUGCAAAAAAAUGUUUACCUUAUCCCUCAUAGAUAAUAAUUAAUGAUUAUAUUUUAAGUAAUUCCCUAAAAUUAGUGAACGGGGCUAGUCUUUUGGAUAUAUUUUAGGGUUCGCAACUACAAACUUUGUAUCAAUCUAUUUUAUCAAUUAAUUAUAAAAAUUAUGAUGUAAUAUAAAAUUUAAAAAACUGA